AAGCGCUCGAGGUGGAGAAGACGAAGAUACUCAUCGAACGUGGCGCGCGUGUCAACGCGCUAGACCGUGCCUCCACAGUACGACCUGCUGGCCUGGAUCGCCCGCUCGCUGUCCUUACGCGAUCACUUCACCUUGACAAGCUAACUACAGGAAAAGCAGGAAGCCGUCCACGAUGGUUCUGCGCUGGCGCCAGAUGCGCCUGCUGCUCUGGAAGAGCGUCUAUCUGUACAGGCUUCGCCGCAACUGGGCCAUCACGGCGCUGGAGGUGCUGACGCCGCUGCUGCUGACGCUGGUGCAGAACUACCUGCACUGCAACGGCUACAGCGUGGGCGACACACCGCUGCCCAUACCCACCGUUGGGACCACGUUCGCCGGCAGCGACACCGACGUGCCCAGCGUGGUCAGGCCUUCGAUCAACUUCCCUUCCUCCAUUGGCUUCGUUCCGGCGCCAGGCAACGUUACCGGCGAGGAGGUACUGCGCCAGGCCUUUCCUGCUGUCAAGCUGGAGCCGUUCCCCACCGAGUCCGAGAUGGUGGCCAACUUGUCCGUGCGCACCAACGCGCUGGGCCUGGCCAACAACUACGGUGUCGUUUUCGAGCGGGCCGAGCAGGGCGUGCUCAGCUACAAGCUUCGAUUCCCGUCCUGGCAGGAAUUCUACACCAGGCAGACCUUUGUGGGCAGCGGUGCCAAGAAGCAGCCGCCCUUUUGGAUGAACGGCAUCCUUCUGCCCAUGGUGUCCGGGCUGAACCUGGCGGUCGCGCGCUCCGAGGCCGCGCGCCUGAACAACCCGCUGCCGCCGGUGUACUUCCAGACGCGUCGCUUUCCGGCGCCCAAGGCCAAGGGUUGGGGCGGCGGCGCGCGUCGCAUCGCCGACCUCUGCGUCGUGUACGGCUUCAUCGUGAUCGCGCCCGUCGCCGUCAAGCGCAUCGCGGACGAGAAGUCCGUCGGCAUGAAGGAGCUGCUGCACAUCGCGGGUGUGUCCGACGUGGCGUAUUGGCUGUCGGCGUACAUGAGCGGCCUGCUGGUUAUGUCGGUGGUGGCGGUGCUCAUGACGGCGCUCAUGAAGCUGCCGCUGUUCUGCGCCCCAGCGCUGCUGCCGCAGAGCGACUUCACGCUGGUGCUGGCCAUGAUCAUGCUGUACGCCGUCUACUGCGACCUCUUCUGCCUGCUCGUCAGCUGUGUCGUCAAGACGCCGGUGUACGCCGUGUUCGCCACCGUGUGUCUUUGGACACUUACGUACGAGGUGCCCAUCUUCUUCAUGGACGUGCCCGGGUCAGCCGAGUACGUGGACCUCUCCCUCGCGCAGAAGAUACAGAGCUCCAUUUUCCCCAACAUGGCCGUGCACUGGAUAUUCCGCAUCAUCUCCCUGCACGAAGAGAACAACGACGGGGCGCGCUGGAGUAACUUCCGCGUUACCGGCUCGCCGUAUGACAACGUGACGCUGUUCGGCAUGACGCUGGUGGUGUGCGGCUACUGCCUCGUUUACGGCAUGUUCGUCUGGUACCUGGACAACGUCUGGCCCUGGCAGUACGGCAUCCCAAAGGACCCGCUCUUUUUCACCAAGUGGAGCUACUGGUUCUACCGCGGUCGUGUACCGGUGACUGUCAGCGAGUCGACCACAGACUCUUCGGAGCCCAACGCCCCCAUAGAGGGUGUCGGAGACCGCACCAAUCCAGGCAUUGUGCUCAACGACGUCACAAAGAUGUACCACAACCAGACAGUGGCCGUUCGUCACGUGAGCCUGAAGGCAUACCCGGGUGACGUCACGGUGCUGCUGGGUCGCAAUGGUGCGGGCAAGACCACGCUGCUGCGCCUCAUCACGGGCCUCGAGCAGGCUACCGAGGGCUGCGUCUACGUGGCCGGCUACGACGUCGCGCUCGAGACGGACUCCGCGCGCCGAUCCAUGGGCUUCUGCCCGCAGGAGAACGUGCUCUUCCUCGGCCUCACCGUCCUCGAGCACCUGCAAUUCUUCGCCAGAAUACGCAGCGACAGCUGGGCGACGGCGGACGAGGCGAUCGAGGAGAUACUGGAGGCAUUCAACCUGGCCGAGAAGCGCGACGCCCUGGCCAGCUCCUUGUCCUGGGGCACUAUGCGAAAGCUGCAGCUCGGCGUCGCCAUUGUCGGAAGCCCCUUGAUCGUGGUUCUGGACGAGCCCACGGCGGGUGCGGACCCCGAGUGCAAGGGCGCACUGUGGGAAUGCGUGCUGCGCUUCCACGAGGACAAGACGAUGCUGCUGACCACGCACAGCAUGGAGGAGGCCGACACCCUCGGCGACCGCAUCGCCGUCUUGUCGUCCGGAAGGCUGCGCUGCUGCGGCUCGCCGCUCUUCCUGCGCACCACCUACGGCACGGGCUACUGGAUCAGGGCAGGCAUGAAGAACUUCAGUCCGGCGCGUGCUCUUGCCGACCUGGUACGGCGUUACGUUCCCCGAGCUCAGAUCAAGGCCGACGACCACCAGACGCUCAACGCGAACGUGGGAGAUCCUGGCGUCAACACGCUCAUUCAGCUGCUCCGUGAGCUGGAAGAGAACCGGCGCACGUACCUGCUCGACUCGGUGUCGGUUUUCGUGGCGGCGCUCGAAGACGUGCUUCGCUGCGUGGACCGCGAUCCGGGAGAGAGCGAGGACGAGGGAGCGCCCGAGCUGCCCGACUGCCCGUGUGCCCUGGUCGACGCCAACAAGGUGGCUGCCGGCGGCAUCAACCCGAGCGGCCAGCAGCGCCUCUAUGCCCUCGUCGUCAAGCGGCUGCAGUACGGCCGCCGCGACUUCAGGCUGCCCAUGCUCAUGCUCCUGCUUCCACUCUCGGUCAUCUUGCUCUUCGUGUUCAUGAACCAAACGCACAUCUCGAGAAAGCUCAUAUACUCCGGUGCCGUAGAGUACUCCCUGCGCAAGAUCUUUGGUCGCACGGUUGCUUUCUACACGACCGACGAGAGCAUGAACAACGUGGCCACUGGAAGAUAUGCGAGGUACCUGAACGAAGACGAAGGCGCCAAGGUGCGGCGGUUGAAGCCGGGCGAGCCCUGGGAGUGGUUGCGAGGCCAGGCGCUGGAGAACUACCAGCGCUACCGGCGCAGCUUAGUGGUGGGCGCCGGGUACCGGCUCACCAGCAACUGGUCCACCGUGCCCGCGCAGGCCAUCGUGCGCGCGCCCUCGGCAACCCUGAGAGAGGAGCAGCCAGUCGUCGAGGUGACCGCGUGGCACAGCGCGUACUCGCCGCACUCGGCGGUGGUGUCUCUGACGGCGGCCACGCGCGCUUUCCUGCCGGGCUGGAAGGUGCGCGUCGUCAACCACCCGCUGCCCAAGGAGCACCCGAGUCCCGAGCCGGACCCCAUGAUCGUGCUGGCCACGCGCGUCAUGUGCGGCGUUUUCAUUCCUGUCGGCCUGGCCUUCCUCGCCGCGACCUACGUGCUCUUUCCCAUACAGGAGCGGGUCCAGAACGUGAAGCUGCUGCAGCUUCUGGCGGGUGCGGGCGCUCUCCCCUUUUGGGUCUCGUCGUUCAUCGUGGACCUGGCGCUGCACGCGGUCUGCUCGCUCGUGCUGCUCUUGCCUCUGGCUCUGCUCGACUGGCACCACCUGUACUCGGACACCUACACGCUCGCUUCCGUCUAUACAAUAAUGCUGAGCUACGGCUGGGCCUCGAUACCGGUCGCCUACGUGGCGUCAUUGGUCUGCGACCAGCCGUCAACAGGAUACGUGGCCAUCGCCUGCGUCAGCAUCGUAGCUGGUAUGGUCCUGAACACGGGCAUGUCCCUGCUCUACCUGCUUCCCCAGCUUACGGGCCACUGGGAGAACAGCACCCACGAGACGCCAUACCUAGACAGCGCCCUGUGGAUAUUCAGGACUAUUCCCAGCUUCGCGCUCACCUGGGGCAUCUCCAACUGCCUGCAGAUUGCUCAGGAGAGCGUAAUGUGCCGCUACAUGUCCACGUUCGACAGGCUCGUAUUUUGCCAGAACUUCGGGCUUGAAUCGAUACCGAACCACCUUAAUCGCUUCAUCGAAUGCUGCCCUGAAAAGUGCCGCGACUGCACCCUGUCCAAGGGCUGCCUGACGUGGCAGAAGACGAGCGGCGGCCGCGACGUGCUCCUCAUGCUGCUCGUGGGCGCCGCGCUGCUCGCCUUCGUCACGGCGCUCGACUCCGGCCUGGGAUACGUGGCUCGCACCCGGCGCAGGUCGCGCGGGGCGCCCCCUUCCGAGCACCUCGGCGUCAUCGAGGAGCGCACGCGCGUGCGCAGGCUCAUCGGGGACGGCCGCGUCGAACAGUCCGCGCUCUUGGUGAGCAACCUGAGCAAGAGCUACGGCACCAUGGAGGCGGUGCACGGCCUGUCGUUCGCGCUCCGAAGGCACGAGUGCUUCGGCCUGUUGGGCAUGAACGGUGCGGGCAAGACCACGACGUUUCGCAUGCUCACCGGAGACCUUAGGCCCACCGCGGGAAACGCGUUCAUCGGUGACGCUGACCUGGUGACCAAGAGAAACAAGUACCAGGCACGCAUCGGCUACUGCCCCCAGGCGGACGUGGCCCUCGACUUGCUUACCGGUCGAGAAAUGCUGGCGCUAUUUGCCAGGCUACGUGGGAUUUGCGAGAAGAGCGUGCCCGACGUCAUUCACCAGACGCUGGAAUUCGUGGACAUGACCGAGUACGCCGACUUCACCGUCGGCACGUACAGCGGUGGCACCCGGCGUAAGCUCUCGCUGGCCGUCGCGUUUGUGGGCAACCCAAAGGUGGUGCUGCUCGACGAGCCGACGGCCGCCGUGGACCCUCCGGCUCGAAGGCGCAUCUGGAGCAUACUGAUCGCCGCCAAGCAGCACCUCGAGCUCGCGAUCCUCUUGUCCUCGCAUUGCAUGCGCGAGUGUGAGGCCCUGUGCUCCCGCGUGGGCAUCCUUUCUGACGGCCGGUUCGCCUGCCUCGGCUCUACGCAGCAGCUCAAGGAGAGCAUCGGACACGGCGCCACGGUGCUGGCGCGCAGCGCGUCACCGGACCCGCAACCCCUGCUCGCGGCCAUGGAGUUGCGCUUCCCGGGCUGUCGCCUGCGGCGGCGCCAAGCCGGAGCGCUGUUGCGCUUCCACGUGCCGGCGCGUCCCUGGCACGAGCUGUUCACCGGCAUGGAAGAGCUGCGUGCCGAGAAGCUCAUCCACGAGUACCUGGUCAGCGACGUAAGCCUCACCGAGGUCUUCCGGCACUUCACGAAGCACAAGCGGACGCCCGUGCCGACCCCUGUGCCGACGCCCAGCAUUUCGCCGCCCCGCAGCCCGCGCCAGGUCUAGCGGGCGCCACGGUGGGACUGCCGCCGUGGUCGUCCGCCAGGAGGCCUACCGAGCGUCGCGCUUUCGUGGGCGCAUAUUUAUUGUUGAAUAUGUUAUUGCAAGUUUCUAAGCUGUCUUGAUCUGCGAGCCACAAGAGUAAAUGGUCUGCACAACGCUA
This is a messenger RNA of Dermacentor albipictus, 5417 nucleotides long. RefSeq names its product phospholipid-transporting ATPase ABCA3-like. The record is from RefSeq and is a predicted model, not a curated record. Gene Ontology annotation, molecular function: ABC-type transporter activity; ATP binding; ATP hydrolysis activity. Gene Ontology annotation, cellular component: membrane; intracellular membrane-bounded organelle. Gene Ontology annotation, biological process: lipid transport; transmembrane transport. Lineage: Eukaryota; Metazoa; Arthropoda; Arachnida; Ixodida; Ixodidae.